Molecule: messenger RNA, 6585 nt
Organism: Athene cunicularia (burrowing owl)
Lineage: Eukaryota; Metazoa; Chordata; Aves; Strigiformes; Strigidae
Gene: PHC1
Product: polyhomeotic homolog 1
Exons: 15
Coding region: 16-3051 (1011 amino acids)
Cellular component (GO): nucleus; PRC1 complex
Molecular function (GO): zinc ion binding; protein binding
Source: RefSeq, a predicted model, not a curated record
UGUCAGGGGGACUGGAUGGGAUCUGGAGUCCGUCUCAGCCUGAGCUCCUGGGAUCCUGUCACCAUGGAGACUGAAAGUGAGCAGAACUCCAGCUCCACCAGCGGGAGCUCCAGUUCUGGAGGAAGCACCCGUCCUCAGAUAUCACAGAUGUCUCUCUAUGAGCGACAGGCAGUACAGGCCCUGCAGGCACUCCAAAGACAGCCCAAUGCAGCCCAGUACUUUCAUCAGUUCAUGCUCCAGCAGCAGCUUAACAGUGCCCAGCUUCACAGCCUGGCUGCUGUGCAGCAGGCUACAAUCGCAGCCAGUAGACAGGCCAGCUCCCCCAACACCAGCACCUCGCAACAGACCACCACCACCCAGGCUUCUAUCAACUUAGCCACCACAUCAGCUGCUCAGCUGAUCAGUCGGUCACAGAGCGUGAGCUCCCCCAGCGCCACAACCCUGACACAGUCUGUCCUCCUUGGGAAUACCACCUCACCACCCCUCAACCAGUCGCAGGCCCAGAUGUAUCUCCGGCCACAGCUGGGGAACCUGUUGCAGGUAAACCGGACCUUGGGCCGCAAUGUGCCUCUUGCCUCCCAACUCAUCCUGAUGCCCAACGGGGCUGUGGCCGCUGUGCAGCAGGAGGUACCACCCACUCAGUCUCCUGGGGUCCAUGCAGACACAGACCAGGUGCAGAACUUGGCUGUGAGGAGCCAGCAGACCUCAGCUGCUAACGCCCAGCUCCAAGGCUCUGCUCAGAAGGCAGCUCUGCCAGGAAACUCCCAGGCUUCGGGCUUACCGCAGGCCACCAGCACGGGCCAGACCUUGGCAGUGGCUCAGGCCUCCUCUGGCAGCGCAGGCCAGUCCCUCAACUUGAGCCAGGGGUCAGCGGGCAGUAACGGUGUCUCCGGGGGUGUGGUGGCAAGUGGUGGGAGCCAGACCUCAGUGGGAUUGAGCCAGACCUCCUCAGCAGGAGCCACAGGCAGUUGCCAAAGGAAAGGCACAGGGGUGGUUCAGCCGUUACCGGUAGCAGCUGCCCAGGCCGUGACUGUCAGCCAGGGAAGCCAGACGGAGACAGAGAAUGCAGCCACAAAGAAGGGCGAAACAGACAGUGGUGGACAGCAAACAGUGGGCAUGAACCUGACCAGGACUGCUACACCAGCACCCAGCCAGACGCUGAUCAGCUCAGCCACAUAUACUCAGAUCCAGCCACACUCGCUGAUCCAGCAGCAGCAGCAGAUCCACCUGCAGAAGCAGGUGGUGAUCCAGCAGCAGAUCGCCAUUCAUCACCAGCAGCAGUUCCAGCAUCGCCAGUCCCAGCUCCUCCACACAGCUACCCAUCUUCAGCUGGCCCAACAGCAGCAACAGCAGCAAGCACCAUCUCUGACCCAACAGCAGCAGCAAGCUCAACCUCCGCAGCAACAGGCUCCACCUCAAAACCAGCAGCAGGCUCAGACCCUUGUGGUACAACCUAUGCUGCAGUCCCAACCGCAGCCUGUGCAGCUCCAGCAGGACAGUCCUUGCCAGCCAGCCACCAAGUCACCCAUUCCAAUUCAGUCAAAAUCUCUGGUCACCCCCAUCAAACCACCUCAGCUUGGGCCUGCCAAAAUGUCGGCAACGCAGCAGCCUCCACCGCACAUCCCUGUGCAGGUGGUGGGUACUCGGCAGCAGGGCUCAGGCCAAGCCCAAGCGCUGGGCUUGGCUCAGAUUGCUGCAGCAGUGCCGACGUCCCGGGGAAUGCCAGCCGUGGUCCAGCCUGUUUCCCAAGCCCAUGCUGCUUCCCCAUCAUCGUCUUCAGCUCCAGCAUCCUCACAGGAAGCUCCUCCUCUCACCACAGGGGUGAAUUUGGCACAAGUUCAAGGCACAGCCCACAUGGUGAAGAGCCCAGCCUCCUCUCCAGUUGUGGCUCAGAUGCCAGCAGCAUUCUACAUGCAGUCUGUCCAGUUGCCAGGCAAGUCUCAGACCUUAUCAGUAAAGCGCAAGGCAGAGUCAGAGGAGGAGAAGGAGGAGUCACCUGGUGUCAGUGCACUCCUGCCUGCCAGGUCCUCUCCUGUGACAGACAGCCCCAAAAACAUGGAGGAGAAGAGUGGCCUUGGAGAUAAAUCUGAUCCUGCUGCUGUUGCAACCCCAAAUACUGCCUCAAGUGAAGGAGGAUCAGUCACCCCCACCUCUGCUCCCACCCCAAACCUGGCAAUGGUGUCACGUCAGAUGGGAGACUCCAAACCCCCACAAGCCAUUGUCAAGCCCCAGAUCCUGACACACAUCAUUGAAGGCUUUGUUAUCCAGGAAGGAGCAGAGCCCUUUCCGGUGGGUUGUUCUCAGCUGCUGAAAGAAUCUGAGAAGCCACUGCAGGGAGAGGCUCCUUCUGGCCAGAGUGAAAACCUGUCCAGCAAUUCUCCGGGAGGGGACAGUGCUUCUAUGGAGCUUGAUAAGAAGGCAAACUUGCUCAAAUGUGAAUACUGUGGAAAGUAUGCCCCAGCAACUCAGUUCCGUGGCUCCAAGAGGUUUUGUUCCAUGACCUGUGCUAAAAGGUACAAUGUUAGCUGCAGCCAUCAGUUUCGGCUGCAGAGAAAGAAGAUGAAGGAAUUCCAGGAAGCUAACUACGCGCGUGUGCGCCGACGGGGACCACGGCGCAGCAGCUCUGAAAUUGCUCGAACAAAGAUCCAGGGCAAGCGCCACAGGGGCCAGGAAGACUCGAGUCGAGGCUCUGAUAACUCCAGCUAUGAUGAAGCUUUGUCCCCUACAUCUCCAGGGCCCCUGUCAGUAAGGGCCAGUCAUGGAGAGAGGGACCUGUCAAACUCUAGUAUGGCCCCACCUACCCCAGAUCUACACGGCAUCAACCCAGUCUUCCUGUCCAGCAAUCCCAGCCGCUGGAGUGUGGAGGAAGUGUAUGAGUUCAUUGCAUCACUGCAAGGAUGCCAGGAAAUUGCUGAGGAGUUUCGGUCACAGGAAAUUGAUGGCCAGGCCCUGUUGCUUCUGAAGGAGGAACACCUCAUGAGUGCCAUGAACAUCAAGCUGGGACCAGCUCUCAAGAUCUGUGCCAAGAUCAAUGUCCUCAAGGAGACCUAACAGCUCUGAAGCCAGAGGUCUCACUUCUGCUCUGACCCCAGGGUCGCAGGGCAGCUGCUAGCUUUGGAGCAUCCUGCUGGGGCAGGGAAGAAUGGGACAGUCCCCUGUGGUCUUGCAUUCAAGAAUGAGAUAACUGAUUGAAACUGCCAUGCACAAGCCCAUGUCUUGGUCUCUUAAUGGUGCUACAAGGGGGAGGAAAACUCCUACCUGGGGCCUUGAAACAUCUUUCCCUCUUCCUGAUUUGAAUAUGCCUCUCCCGUAUCCCACAUGAAGAUGUGAAAGGGAACUCCUCCUGUCUUAGCAGACUUCUGAAAGGGAACUGCUCUCACCCUUUUUUGCUACAGCAGGUCUGCUAGAUCUUAGUUUUGAAUCUCACUGUGCCAGAACUUGAGGCAUAGGAAGAGUCAGCCCCACACGGACAUUGGGAGCAGCUGUGCCUGGGGCAUUUAGGAAGGGGAACUAGUAAAUUCCAAGUGACAAAGGUGGACAAACGAGAGUUUGAGCAAAAGGGGCUGCUGCUGUUCCACUCUUAAAUACCCAGACUGCUCAUGAACUGGGUUGAAUAGCCAUUCCAGCAUGCAUACCAAACCUGAAGGCCUGUGGCAAUAGGAGCUGCCUUAGCUUUACUGUCUCCUGUAGAGAAUGCGGACUGAGGACAAAGUGUUGCGGCAGCUAUCCACUUCAGAUACUCCUCUCUGAACCAGUCAGAGGAGGGUUUAUCCUGAGUACUUAUGACAAGGUGAUGGGAAAAUUGAUGGGGAGGGGGAUUGUCUUACAUUAGGGAACCCUGCAGCACUAGGUUUGUCUCCCCAUUGUGCUAGGGUGUAAUUUACAGAUCCAAAGCAGUCUCCAGAAGCGCCAAGGCUCUUCAUAAAAUGGGCUGGGGUUUUGGUUUUUUUGUGUUCUUUUAUCAGUUUGUAUUAUUUCUGUGUCUGUCUUCAUUAUCCUCAGGAGAGCUUACGGGACAAAGUUUAAGCUGGCAGGAUUGUAUUGCCUGCCUUUUUUUUUUUUUUUUUUGUUGGUGUUGUAAAACAAAUAUUUCUCUUCUUCAGUUGAAAAAAAACAAAAAAAACAGAAUCACACCCUCCAACAACUGAAUACUGAUCCUUUCAUGUCACUUCUCCCUUCCAAGGGGUAGAAUCAUGUUAAAGUCCCUCCCUUGCAGCCCCUCCAGGUUGGUUGGGUUUUUUUAAGGACCAAAUGUGUUAUUCUGAAGUUUUGUAACCAGAUUGCCAAAGGUGAAAAACCUGGUCAGAGUUCUCUUCCAGAAGCACCUCUGCUUCAAACAAACAGGCAAAAAAACCCUGAAGACAUUGCAUGAGGAGGCAAGUGCCCCCUAGAGCCGAAAAGCUGAAAGCAAGAUGAUUUUAUAAACCGUGUGUCUCAGCUUUUCUGUUUUCAGAAGUUUCACUUCUGUUCACAAAACAUAAGACAGUUUUGUGUGGAAGGCACCUACUGUUGUAGGAGAGCUGUAGUGGUAUGGGAGGAGGACUAAUAACACAGCUAGGAAAACAUUGGAGAUCUUUGGAAUGGGCUCUUUAUUGACCCAUGUUAAAGAGAGGAGGGAAGGUGCUUAGAAGGUGGAUAAAAUGUGGCAGCAGCUUCCUAGUCUGAACUGUACUGUUGAGUCCCACUUUAAUGACAUCAUUGGCCCUGAGAGAAUUAUGGGGCUUCAAAAAAAAAAAAAAGGCACAAAGGAAGCUGUCCAUGCUUAUACCCCAGUAACACUACUUGGUCUGAUGUAAUUUGGGGGCAGGGAGCAGGGAGGUUACAAUCUCUAGCAGCAAUCAGCAGAGGAAGGCUGCCCUUAAACCAUUUUAUCUGUAGCAGGCUGGGUGUGGAAAACUCCUGUUUAGUUUGACCCAUGGCAGGGUCAGCAGGCAGCUAGCCUGCCUAUGGUACUAGCUACUUCUGAGGACCAGAUUUUAUUUCAAAGGGGAAGGCUUCACUUCUUCCUUUCAUGUUCAGUGUUCUUAAUAAAAAAAUGCUUGUUCAGGCUUUGCAAGUCUGGCUACUUUUUAAUCCCCCCUCCACAACCUGAACAUAAAUGUAGUGUUUGAGAACUACAACUGUCAUAAAAAAGUUCCUUCUGAUUUUUAUUGUUGCAGAAAUACAGAGUAUAGGAAACUUCUUAUCCAUGACUACCUGAGCUUUUAAAGUUCCAGUUUUGAAAGAUGUGUAUACCCCUCCAUCUUAAGCCCCAAAGACACACAAAGUGGCAGCAAAACCCAUGUAUUAACAAGAAGAGACCUUCUUCCUGGCAAGAGUAUUUCAGGCACAAGGCACCAUGCACUAAGGACCCUUCACCUUUGGGUAAAUGAGAUGGUCUGGCACCAAAGAAAGCUCCUGUUACAUCAGCACACUGCUUUACCGUGUUUUUUGGUCGUUUUAUUUUUGAAAGUUGUGUUUUGUACAAAAAAAAUUCCUUAAACACCACCAUGAAAAACAGUAACAACAGACUUGGUGACUUCCUCUUUUUCCCCAUGUUAUGAGAAAAAUUGAGACCAUAACAAAAGUCAAAAAGCAGGAAUUGUUUGCCCGCUCUAAACCCAGCAAGAAAGCAGGGCCAUCCCUUUUCCCUCUGCAUCACUGUUCAGAUUCCUUUGGCAGUACUAAAAACAUCCCAACCUUGUCUGUCCUCUGCUGUUAACAGUAGUGGCUUGCUUAUUCACAGUCUCUGCCAGUCUACACUAGGGCAGAAUGGGAUUGCUUAGAGUCUAGCCCCUCAAAUAAAAAGCAACUAAGAAUCAAGGUGCUAAGUUCCUGAAGGUUCCCAUCAAGCCUCAUGACUCAGCUGUACCUGCUUUUCAUCAGAGCCCCAGGAGAAGGUCGUUCUCACUCCCAGCCAGUAGCAGUAUGCAAGUACCAUCUGCACAGGGCAAAUACCUUAAGACUGGCCUGUACCAUUCUUAAGUGGACAGCUUAUGAAAGCAGGAGUCCUUUACACAGGCUUCUGUGGUUCCUUUUUUAUAAAAAUAAAUGUCAGGGGAAAAGCCUCUGCCAAGCAAGGAACUUUUGGAGAGCAUGAAAUCACAAUGCUGACAGUGACGGAGCUGUGUGGGCAGUCACCUCAGGAAGCUUGUAACAGAACUCAUGGGGCAGCUACCUGUCUUGUUUUGCCUUGACAUCAGUUCCAGUCUCAGCAGAUGUUUCCUUAGCAGCACAUAAUUUCCUUUGGCUUCUCCAUGAUUGAGAAGACUUGAGACAAUAUCUUUGCUGAACUGGAAAGUCACAAGACCAUAUUAAACUCCUGUAGUUUUUUAGCAUUGCUCCUCUCCAGUGUGAGAGGAUAGCAUGCAUCCCUUUACAUCUGUUGAAGGAAACGGGUGUGUUACCUUCAACAUAUUGCCAUUAGGAGAAGAAAAGACUGCAGAGGUGCUAAUGCCUCUUCCACCCCCACGGAGUCUGGCAUAGAGCACUCUGUGCAGGUUAUGCUGGCAGAAACAGCGUGUAACAGUGCAGAAGCUAGAAAAGCUGAAAAUGCAUUCAAAGAAAAAUAAUUCCAGUGUCUUACAGAUCCUGUAAACCCUAGGG